AUGGAACCCAAAUGGUUGUGGUUGAGUGUGUUGUUGUUGUUGUUAGAAGGAUGCAGAUGGUAUGGUACUGAUGCGUGUUGGGAGAAUGAGAGGAUUGCUCUCUUGCAACUCAAACCUUUCUUCAAUCCUUACAACGAUCUGAACAGCUGGGUUGAUGAGAUCAAGGGUUCAGAUUGCUGUCAAUGGGAUAGGGUCGAGUGCAACACCUCCUCCUCCUCUUCCAAGCGAGUCAUAGCACUCUCUCUUGAUUAUACAAGAUGGUCCAACAACGAAAGAUGGUAUCUUAAUGCCUCUUUGUUUCUUCCUUUCAAGGAACUGAAGCAUCUUUCUUUGCCAGGGAAUAACAUCGCUGGUUUUGCAAAGCUAAAUUUGGAGAUCCUUGACUUAAGUUUCAAUUACCUCAAUGAUACAAUUUUAUUAUCUUUGAGUCAACUUUCAUCUCUCAAGGAUUUAUAUCUAGCAGAAACUUGUUCACAGGAUCAACUCAUGCAAACGGUUUCCAAUGGCUCUCAAGACUUGAAUCACUCUCCACUAUCACCUGCUCUGUACCUUGUUCAAAAGCUAAUUGUAGUCCCCAAAGGAUCGCUCUUAACUCUGUAUGAAGGGUCCAGUCUACCCAAGUCACUGUUAAAAACAGCACGUUACUAUUCGAAAUCUCUAAGAACAGCACCUAGCCCAGCUUCUUUUUCUCUAUCCACUGCAUCCACAAUGAGCUUUAACAUGUCCAGUACAGGAGGUUGCCAACUCUAUCCUUGUGGCGUCCUCAAGAUCAUAGUUGGUUGGGCAACCAAUUCUAGCCUUUCCCUCACGCAGGCUGUCUUUACCAAUGAUUUCCACACGGCACAUGAACGGCACUUUUGCAUUCCUUUCUGGCCUUCCAAGUCUAAAGUCCCUGUAUAUGGGGAGAACCAAUUGCAAGGCUCAAUAGAUAUUGGAGAUAGUGGGAGACAGCUGAACUUGACCCAUUUAGAAGAAUUUGAUUUGAGUGAUAAUCUCAUUAAUGACAACAUAUUUGCAUCACUCAGCGGGCUUUCAAAUUUGAAGUCUUUGGAUGUAAGCUUCAAUCAGUUAAAUGGAUCAAUAGAUAUGAAAGACUUGGGUGCUUUUACCAACUUAGAGGUAUUGGAUAUGAGCUAUAAUGAUUUGAAUGAAUUUGUGGCCUGUAAAGAAUUGCAUGUGUGGAGCAAUGUGGAGGAAAUAUUUCUAGAUGGUUCUUAUCUCAACAACAACAUUUUGCAAAGCAUUGGAGCAUUCACUUCUCUUAAAACUUUGUCUUUACGUAACUGCGGACUUAUUGGUUCCUUACCUAAUCAAGGUUGGUGUGAUCUAAGGAACCUUAAAAGUUUGGAUAUCAGUAGGAAUGCACUUGAGGGGAUACUUCCUUAUUGUUUGGGUAACUUGACAUCUCUUCUUCAAUUGGAUAUCUCCUCCAAUCAAUUUACUGGAAAUUUGACGCCUUUAGCAAAUCUUUCAUCACUUGGAUUCAUCGUCCUUUCAAGAAAUCAUUUUCAAAUUUCAAUGCCAUUCCUAUCACGUGCAAACCUUCCAAAUCUCAAAGUUCUCUUCGGUGAUGAAAACAAGAUGGUAAUAGAACCUAAUUCCUUUCAUACUUCAAUUCCAAGGUUCCAACUAAAUUUCAUCAGUUUGUCAAAGUGCACAACAGAUAAAGGACUUAGCCUACAACCUCUUAAGUUCCUUUAUUACCAAUAUGACUUGAGAUAUGUUGAUCUUUCCUACAACUAUUUCAGUGGAAUAGUCCCAUUUUGGUUGUUAGAAAAUAACACAAAAUUAGAAAAUCUCUUCCUAUUGGGCAAUUCUUUCACCGGUCCUCUCUUGUUACCGCCACUUCCUAAUCCUAAUGUGUCUGUAAUUGACAUAUCUAAUAACAAAUUACAAGGUCAAAUUCCAACAAAUAUAUGUUCAACUCUUCCAAAAUUGGAAUUCUUAUUUUUAUCCAAGAAUGCCAUUGAAGGUAAUAUCCCUCCUUGUUUAAGUGACAUGGGCUUUUUAUCAGUUUUAGACCUAUCGGAUAAUCAUUUGUCUGGAAGAAUACCAGAAGAAUUGAUCAUGAGAAGCUCAUUACUUAUUCUUAGGCUAUCAAAUAACAACCUAAGUGGAAAGAUUGUUCCUAUGAUGUUCAAAACAAGCAAGUUGUCAAAAUUGUAUUUGGAUGGCAAUAAUUUUGCUGGAGAGAUUCCUGAUAUUGAUGUCUCUACUACUGAUUUUUCACAUUCAUCACUAGAGGAUAUUAAUCUCAGUAAUAACAGUUUUAAUGGAAAGCUCCCAAGAUGGAUAGGGAAUGUACCGCAUUUGGAGAGAUUGGCUUUGUCCAACAAUCAUUUCGAAGGUUCUAUUCCAAUGGAAUUGUGCAACUUGUAUGAGCUUGAAUUUUUGGAGCUUUCUCAAAACAAUUUAUCUGGCUCUAUUCCUUCUUGUUUCAAUCCACCAUAUUUGAGACAUGUCCACCUGAAGAGAAACAGACUAAGUGGUCCAUUGACACUUGCUUUUAAUAGCUCUUCAUUAGUGACAUUAGAUCUUAGAGGGAAUAAUUUAACCGGUAAUAUUCCAAAAUGGAUUGGCACAUUUUCUACUUUAAGCGUCUUUCUUUUGAAAGACAAUCAACUAGAUGGUGAAAUUCCAGUUCAAUUAUGCAAGUUGUAUUCAUUGAGCAUCAUAGAUCUUUCUGGAAAUAUGUUUUCUGGUCCUAUACCUUCUUGUUUGGGUAACUUAACUCUGGCAAUGAAAAAGGAGAAGUCAUUGAUACCUGAUGGUCGGUAUGCAAUAGGUAUACCUAAUGAUGCAUCAACAUACAUUGUGAUGAUAAUAUCGAAAACUCGUUGGUACCAUGAUAGCUACAUGGAAGAAUGGAUAGAGUUUACAACAAAGAGUAUGUCCUAUUCAUAUAGUGGUGACAUUCUUGAGUACAUGUCUGGGAUUGAUUUAUCUUGUAACAGGUUAACUGGGCAAAUCCCACUUGAAUUGGGAAACUUGAGUGAAAUCCGUUCGUUAAACUUAUCACACAAUAACUUGAUCGGAGUCAUACCUUCAUCAUUUUCAAAGCUUAAGCAAAUCGAGAGUUUGGACCUUUCUUACAACAACUUGAGUGGUAGAAUCCCUAUACAGUUGGUUGAGUUGAACUUCCUGGAGGUUUUCAGCGUGGCACACAACAACUUGUCAGGUAGUACUCCAGACCCAAAAGCUCAGUUUGGGACCUUUGAUGAAAGCAGCUACGAUGGAAACCCUCUUCUCUGUGGGCCUCCAUUGCAAAAUAACUGCUCUAAAACUAAGUCACCACCAACAGUACCGACUACAACAGACAAUGAAGGAGAAGGAAGAGUUAUGGAUUUUGCACUUUCAACAGAGUUUUAUGUCUCUGUCGAAACUCUGUUUUUGGAGUCAAAUACUGCAGAAGUUUUGGCCAUUAAGACUGCACUUCAAAUGUUUUCUUCUUCACCUUGGCUGGAAAAGGUUCUAGUUUUGAAAUCAGAUUCAAAAGUAGCAGUGAGUUGGGUAGUUUCUGGAAAUAUUGCUAUCAGGUGCAAAGACUGUUUCUGA
Molecule: messenger RNA, 3555 nt
Organism: Durio zibethinus
Lineage: Eukaryota; Viridiplantae; Streptophyta; Magnoliopsida; Malvales; Malvaceae
Source: RefSeq, a predicted model, not a curated record